AUGGCAGAUCGUCUGCCCCAGUAUCCCAUGUUUAACGGCAACCUCCUCCAGCAGCAGCAGCAGCAGCAACAGGCCCAACAACAGCAGCAACAGGCCCAACAGCAGCAGCAACAGCAGCAACAGCAGAUCCAACACCAGGCCCAACAGCAAAUGCAGGACAACUCUCAAGGUGGCCCCCAGUCUAUCAUGGACCAGACCCGUGUCUGGCAGCAGAUCCAGCAGAUGAACCAGCAAUUCAACAACAGGACCUCAGGUGCGCCCCCCGACAUCAACUCUCCCCAGUUCGCCGAGAUUAUGAAACGCUCCCAGUCCAUCUCUCAGCAGAAUCAUGCUGCCCGAGCACAACAGCAACAGCAAUACCAGCAGCAGCAGCAACAGCAAUUCGGGAUGCCACAGAUGAAUCCAGCAGGCGCUGUUCUCGGUGGAUCCGCCGCCAACCAACCUUCCUUCCACGAUGCCUCCUCCGUCCACCCUCAACCCAAUCAUGUCCAGGCUGGCUUUCCGAAUAUGGGCGCAAUGUCUUCGGGAAACGCCAAUCAACCUCGCAUGCCUUUUCAAAAUCCCAGCGUCAGCCGCCAGCUUGAGCUGAUCAACAUGGCACAGAACCAGCAGCCUCAGAACGGUCCGGUCAAGAUUACCCAGCAACAGCUGCAGCAACAACAGCACCUCAACCAGCUGCGUGAGCAGCAGCAAGCAGUGCAGCAACAGGCUCAACAACAGGCUCAACAACAGGCUCAGCAUGCCCAGCAACAACAGCAACAGCAACAACAGCAACAACAAGCGCAACAAGCGCAACAUCAACAACAACAACAGUUUGCUAAUGGGAUGAACCAUUCAUCUUCAGGUGAUAUAUUUUCGUCGCCUGGGAUGAGCAACGAGGCGCUCCGCCGUCCAUCGCCUCAUCCCGCUAACAUGCCCCAGCCCCCUACCGGCGUGCAACCGCAGCCGGGGCCGAUGAUGAACCCCGCUAAUAUGCCUAAUCGGAUUGGUCUCGCUGAAGCUGGUAAUCGCAUCACUCAAGCCCGCAACGCGAUCGCACAAAUGGAACUUGUGCUUCAAAAUGCCACUCAGCAGCUGAACGCUGUCCGGGGCACCCCUCAAGAGUUGGCAAUCGCAACAAAACAUAGGGAGUUUACAAACGACCUGGUAAAGAGGAAAGAAAUCCUUGCGCGAAUGAUCAAUGGAUACACGCAGAUGCAACUGCAGAACAAACAAGCUCAGAUGUCGCAGGUGAACGCCAAUGCGAACCCCAGCGCUGGUGGUCCUGCCCCAGGCCAGCAGUCUUGGAUGGGCCCGCAUCACAACCCGACGCCAUCAUUUGAUGGCCCUCCGAUGGUCCGCAACCCGUUGAACCAGCAACAACUUCAGGCGGGAGCGAUGCAGCCAACGCCAUCUCUUCCGCAACAGCAACCACAGGGGGGCAACCCGGGUUUUGUGCCGCCUCGGUCUGGUCCGACCCCACAGCAUCCUGGACAGCCGGGGCCACAACAGGCCGGAAGCCCUUUCAAUCCGCUGCAGCCGGCGAUAAGCGUCGGUGGUGUUGGCCAGUUUGCCAUGCCGUCAAGUGCCCAACCGCCCGUAGCGGGACCGUCUCAGCCAAAUGUUAUGGGUGUGGUUCCUUCCAAUAUGGGAACUCUCAUGCCGUUCGACAAGCCUCGGUUUGACGCGGCGUACAAGGCGUUUUGUGCAAAGCGCAAUAUCAAGAUUGAGCCGAGGUUACUUGUAGUUGACAAUCGCCCACUCGAUUUAUAUCGCCUGCAUGUAGAGGUGAUUAAAGAGGGCGGAGUUAAUAAGGUUGACCAGAAGGACAACUGGUGGAGCGUUAUUGGUGCUCGGCUUGGGUUUGUGCAAUUCCCUGGCACUGAAGCAGAACCGGCCAAAUCAGGCCCGGCCAUCGCGCAACAGCUAGCUCAUGUCUACAAAGAAUAUCUGACCGCGUUCGAGCAAUGGUACACUACACAGGCGUUUGAAACCUCCAAAAAGAUACAGAUGAUGUCCUCGAACAACUUCCAGAGUCAGAUGUUGGCGCGCCUGGGCCCGCAGCAGAUGCAAAACAUGAUCCAGAUGGCACACGUAUCCGUUGCAGACCUGCACGCGCAAGGCAUCGAUGAGAAGACGAUCCAGUUUGUGGAAACUAACCGUGCGCAUCUGCAACGCGCGGCCCAGGAGCAAAAGUCGUUCCAAGCGCGGCUACGCAAUGUCAACCAGGCUCUCCAUGCGCCCGGGGGUAUGCCACCACAGGUGCCAGACCAGAACGGUGCGCAGCAGAUCCCACGCGCGCCGGGUAUUGGUCAGUCGCCGUCGUUUGGGCAGAACCCUGGAGCUCCUGGAGGACAGAUGCUCGGUGCUUCGCUUAAUCCGGCGAUGGCGGCUGCCGCCCGCCAACAGCAUUUCUUGCAGCAGCAGCAACUCGCGCAACAGCAACAGCAGCAACAACAUCAGCAACAACAGCAACAGCAGAUGCAACAGCAACAGAUGCAACAGCAGUUGUUGAAUGCCGGUGCGCAGGCUCAAGGGUUGAAUCAGUCGCGAGUGCCUGGUCCCAAUCGCAUUGGACCUGAUAAUAUUUACCAGAGGAUGAAGAAUGAUUAUCUUACAAUGCAUAUCCCUAAACUGCCCACUUUAGACAAUCCUGGGGAACAGCGUCACGAGUUUAAUGAACUUUUAGAGACCAUGUUCCGCCAGUGCCAGGAUGCAGAACAGAAAAUCCAAAUGAUUGUAACUUUGAUAAAGAACGAUGAACUUAUCAAGAAGUUGGUGUCCAUUGUCGCUAUUGUUCAACAACAACGGUCCAUGUUAUCGACUUCCAACCCUCGCUUUAUCGUCACUUUUGACACUCUGCGCAACAUGUCUCAAGAGUUGCAACGCAUUUGUGAUAUUAUUGCCAAUUGGUUCAACAACAUCCGGCAGCGUUUGCCAAACUCUAAUCCACAUAUGCAAAUGCACUUGCAACAAUUGCAACAACAACAACAACAGCAGCAGCAGGCUCAAGCUCAAGCUCAAGCACAACAGCAACAGCAACAGCAGCAGCAGCAAAUUUCUCAACAGCCUCCCAUGUUGAAUCCUGCCAUCCCCCAGCAGAACAUGAUGGGUACACCCGAGAUGCAGAACCGCAUGCCUAUACCUCAGCAACCUCCCAAUCUCGGCCCGUCACCACAGCAGAUGACCUCUGCCCUUCGCCCUCCCCCUAUCCUCCAACAACCCCCGGCCAAGAGGGUACCCAAACCACCACAAGCACCUGGUGUGGCUGCUGCUUCGACGCCUUCUCCCGCUCCCGUACCAACCGUCUCAACUCCGGUUUCGAGCGCGCAAACGCCGACUGCAGUCGCUUCGUCUCCCCCAGCUGGGAAAUCUCCUAAAACACGUGCGGCGCCUCAGAAAUCUAAAGCGCCACCUCAACCCAAGCGGAAAACAUCAAAGGCGCAGGGAGUGCCACCUGUUGUCCCUCUGUCAACGACUGAGUCGUCUCAACCUGUGGCAUCGACAAGCAGUGGCAAUGUCAAACGUGCUCGCGAAGAAGAUGAAUUUGCCACGGGGGAUAAUGGGCUACCUUCGUCUUCUUCUGUUGUUGUAGAUGAGCCUUCUCCACCAAAACGCGCCAAGACAGAGUGGGAGCAGCAGCCAAGUGAGGAGAUGUUGAAAGAGAAGGAGGCGGUCGAAAACAUCAAGACUGAAGAAGAAGCUACCGCGUUCUUUGAACAGAUGGCAGACUUUAUCAAGAGUCAAAGUCAGACCGAGUUGACGACGGAUAUUUCAGAUACCUUGGAUAUGAUUCUGAAAGGCUACGGGCAAGUCCCUUCGGAGGAACCUGUGCCAGCUGACUUUGAGGAAUUCUUUGAUUUCUCCUUUGGCGCGGAUGAUGAUGUGAAGGCGUUGACUCCCGACUUGGUAUCGUCGUCCUCGACAAACCCUAGCCCAGAGUCCAACCACGAGGCAGAUGUGAACCAUAUUUUCUCAUCAACCUCUAGCGAGGUCAAAAAGGAAGAGCCUCCCUCGGAUCCUACGCGAUUAGGUCUAUGGAAGGAUAUAGACGGAGGGGAGGGCGCGUAUUACCAGCCGAACGAAUGGAAAUGGGAAAGCCCGAUGCCUACCUCAGAACAACCCUGGGCGAUAUAUAAUCCAUCCGCCGUCCCUUCGACUACAUUUGCGCGUCCUGGAGACGCUGCAUUGCGAUAUACACCACAUCACUACGACCCCAAGUGCUUCAAAGUUAGAAUACUGACAUGGAAUAUGCAUGACUCUCUCCCAAAGGGAGAACUAGAAGAGUUGUUUGGCAAGGUGCCUCUGUACAACACUGCAGCUACGAAAUCUGGCACGUUUCCCCAACUCCCUAACGAUGCGAAUCAUCCAUACCAUCUGGUCGUUGUUGCUGGCCAAGAAUGUCCUACGCCAUCGGGCAUACCUAUGGGACUUGCUGCUAGUUUCAAGAUCUUGGACAAAGAUAGAGACAAAUCAAAAGAGUUCGACAGGGAGACUGAACGGCCAAGGGAAAAGGAACGGAAUGAUGAUCCUAAACUGGACGAAGACGCUGAAUACCCGCCUGUUGGAUGGACCUCGAUGGUUGAGGAUUACCUGUGUCACUGCGGUGGAGUGACGAGUCGCACCGGUUCUCCUUCAACUUCAGAUGUUGGAUUUCCCCGACCGCUCAUGAGACAAAAGUCGUCAAAGGAAACGCGGAAAGGACCGUACCAGCUGCUCAUCAAGGAACGUCUUAUGGGGAUCUAUAUGGCUGUAUACAUUUACCGUGAUCUCAAACCUUUCGUUCGAGGCAUGUCUAAAUCUGCCGUUACAGCUGGUCUGAUUGGCGGACGAGUGGGCAAUAAGGGAGGUGUUGGGAUCAGUCUCAAUAUUGACGGGACCACUUUUUUGUUUUUGAAUGCACAUCUAGCUGCACAUGAGGGAAGAAGUCAUCAUCGCCUAGCAAAUCUUUCCAAGAUCAAGGCCGAAUUGUCUGUGGAAGACUUUCUAUCUGCUGAUGAUCACCGCACCGUUGCUGAAGAUUUAACGGACCGCUUUGAUUUUACAUUCCUUUGUGGAGACCUCAACUUUAGACUGGAUAUUUCACGCCUUCAUGCUGACUGGCUUAUUUCUCGGCAAGAAUAUAAGCAAGCAUUCGAAUUCGAUCAGCUCCACGCUCUAAUGAAGAAAGGAGAUUAUUUCAAGGGGUUCUCUGAAGCUCCAAUCAACUUUCCUCCAACUUUCAAAUAUGACGUCUUGCGUACCCUCAAACGUUCAAAGACGAGCUCUCGUUCUAAACUCUCCCUCCUCGGAGAGCGGUCAGGGCAUGUUGCAGAGGUUGAUGAACGCGAAACGGAGGAAACAGAAGAUGAAGACGUAGAAGGCGCAUCUCUUGCAUCCUCUGCUGUAACUUCAACUGUCUCUCGACCGGCGACCGAAAACGGGCAAGAGGAUGAGGCUUAUUUCUACACCUCAGCAUCUUCCCCCACAUCUGUCCCGAGCGAGAAGGAAUCUGUCGCUUCUCCUAAACUAACUAAAGCAAAAGUUAAAUGGCUCUCUAUAUUAUCACCCUCUUUAACGGCCUUUCCUGGUAAAUUGUCGAAGUCCAGGAAUUCUGACCGGCAUGUUCUUCCUCCGACACCUACCACUGCCACUCGUUCGGUGCCACAGUCACCCUUACGAGUCACUACUCCGGAGGCCGGCAAACGUCGUUUCCUACGGCCGCCACCAAUGAUCCUCGUCAACUCCUCUGGGUCUCAGGUUACCCCCACCGACGAUGCGGGUGUGGAGGAAAAGGGUGUGUAUGACUCUUCCCACAAAAAACGUGUUCCAAGCUGGUGUGAUCGCAUUCUUUGGAAGACAACUGUUCAGCCCGAUCCUGUUUCGGAGGACAUUUAUUCCCCGGAAUCGGCUCAACGUUCUCGUAGUCGCGUCGGUCACUUUCUUGCUAAUGCUUUUCGGCCACCUUCUGCUCGUACAGCAUGGGACUCUAAUACACCGCAAGGCACUGGGCUCUUCUCUGGAGAUGCGGGAAAGACCCCUACUGAUGCAAUCAUCUCUCCAGCGAUAUCGCGUGUACGGUUUGGUUCUCCUAUACCACCGAUCGACUUGCGUUCGCCUACUGGCAUACAUGUCCAUGCCGAAUCAAAACCACGUCGAGCCAACACAGCGGCAUCCCCUCCUCCCACUGCGCCUGCUUAUGAACAUCCAUCGCGGCGAUUCAACACACUUGACGGACUAGAGAGUCCUUCAUCUGCUGACCGCCCGCACUCUGCCACUCCUUCAAUAUGGCGUUUCCUACCCUCUUUCUUAUCUCCUACUCAUGCCAAUCAAGGUGCUCAAGCGCCUGAGGCUUCCCCUAAUUUGCCACCUUCUGCUCCUCUGCCGCGCAAAGGUGACGUUGUGUGCUUGACAUAUGAUACCCUCGAUGAUCGGGGGAUGCGCCGUCUGGAAGGGCGAAGCGACCACAGACCGGUGAUUGGGAGCUACGCUCUCUAUGUCUAA
This is a messenger RNA of Psilocybe cubensis, 6462 nucleotides long. RefSeq lists its product as uncharacterized. The transcript is spliced from 17 exons. Gene Ontology annotation, molecular function: phosphatidylinositol-4,5-bisphosphate 5-phosphatase activity; DNA binding. Gene Ontology annotation, biological process: phosphatidylinositol dephosphorylation. Lineage: Eukaryota; Fungi; Basidiomycota; Agaricomycetes; Agaricales; Agrocybaceae. The record is from RefSeq and is a predicted model, not a curated record. Bases 1 to 6462 code for a protein of 2153 amino acids.